AUGACACUGGCUUUACUGUCAACCCCUGAACAAAUAAAAAACGAUCGUAAACAGAUGAAUAUAGCUUUGGAUGGUAUCUUUGAUAAUCUUGUUUUGGCUGCUGGGGAACAAGAUUAUCGAUACCAACAUAGAUUUCAUGUGAGUGAACCAUUAGUUGUUUUGGUAAAAUUGUUUAGUUAUGAUCGUACUCUUGAUUAUAUAAUGCAACAUGCGGAAAUUAAACAACUAGAAACAACAACAACGUUAGAAUUUCUACUUGAUUUUUUCUUUAAAUAUUAUGCUACAGUCAAACAUGAUGAUCCACUCAAAUUGACAACAGUGACAGCAUUAUGCAAUAUUUUUUGGAGUGUUUCACUACGACCUCAAUACAAACAGGAAUUGCAUGUAGAUGAAAAAAAAUUUGAAGAAUUUAAGAAGUUAAUAAAACAGAUUGCUAGUGGAAAAGACAACAAAAUGAUUAUCACAACAUCUAUACACUACGUUCCCACAUACAUUGAAAAUAUGCAAAAAGCAGCCAACGGUAUUUUGUGUAAUAUUGUUGAACAACAAGAACAACAACAAUCUGAAACUCAAAAAUCAGAGCGAUGUGGAGUCAAACGACGUCGAGCUCUAUCGCUCUCUCUCAGAUCGUCAUCAAUGAAUAGUUCAAGUACUCCUAAACCAUCAAUUAUGAUUAGUUACUCACAUGGAGACAAUGAGGUCUGCAUGCAACUUUACAAUGAGUUAAAUAAGAGGAACGAUGAAUUUGAUAUUUGGAUUGAUCAUCAAUGUUGUAAAACCGGUUAUUUAUGGGGUAAAAUAGCUGAUGGUAUGCAAGAAGCGGGUGUCAUUCUGUGUCUUCUAUCAAACAAGUACUAUGAAAGCAAAUCAUGUCAACAGGAAUUUGUCUAUGCAAAUGAUCAUUUGAAGAAACAGAUUAUACCAGUGUUUAUUCAAAAUGAUAAACCGCCAGGCUGGUUAGGUGAAAGCAUUUUCAACAUGAUUGAACUUCAAAAAAUCUAA
Molecule: messenger RNA, 1002 nt
Organism: Rotaria sp. Silwood2
Lineage: Eukaryota; Metazoa; Rotifera; Eurotatoria; Philodinida; Philodinidae
Source: the annotation of a GenBank genome assembly